Messenger RNA from Fonsecaea erecta, 1647 nucleotides. RefSeq lists its product as hypothetical. Gene Ontology annotation, cellular component: membrane. Gene Ontology annotation, biological process: transmembrane transport; carbohydrate transport. The coding region runs from base 1 to 1647 and encodes 548 amino acids. The transcript has 6 exons. Gene Ontology annotation, molecular function: carbohydrate:proton symporter activity. Lineage: Eukaryota; Fungi; Ascomycota; Eurotiomycetes; Chaetothyriales; Herpotrichiellaceae. The record is from RefSeq and is a predicted model, not a curated record.
AUGAAGUUGUUCAACCAGCGCUACUUGGGCUUUCGUGGCCUCAAGCUCAACAUCGCAAUUGGUAUCAUUGCCGGGAUUGAUUUCUUGCUAUUCGGCUAUGACCAAGGUGUUAUGGGAGGCCUUUUGACGCUACCAGCCUUCACGUCCGUCUUCCCAGAGAUCGAUACAACCAAGGAAGGCUUGCAAGGCCUGAACCAAAGCCAAGCCAACCAUCGGUCAACGAUUCAAGGCAUUUCUAUCGCGUCGUACAAUCUCGGCUGUUUCUGCGGGGCUAUUGCUUGCAUCUGGAUCGGUGACAUCCUUGGACGACGCAAAACCAUCUUCCUGGGAUCUUCUAUCAUGGUUGUUGGUGCCACCCUCCAAGCAACUGCGUUUAGUCUACCACAUUUGAUCGUUGGACGGAUCAUCACCGGCAUGGGGAACGGUCUCAACACUUCCACCGUCCCCACCUGGCAAUCUGAAUGCUCGAAAUCUCAUCGAAGGGGUCAACUGGUCAUGGUGGAGGGUGCGCUCAUCACUGGCGGCAUUGCCCUCUCGUACUUUUUGGAUCUAGGCACGUCGUUCAUUCACAACCAAGCAUCGUGGCGGUUCCCUAUCGCCUUCCAGAUCGUUUUUGCUGUGAUCAUACUCUGUUUCAUCCUAGAGCUACCGGAAUCCCCAAGAUGGCUCAUCUUGAAAGGUAGAGAAGAAGAGGCUGUCCAGGUUCUUGCGGCUCUAUCCGACAAGCCAGCCGACGACAAGUAUAUUCUUUCCGAAUUCGCAGCUAUCAAGGACACAGUGCUUGAACAAGAGAAGGCAACGUUCCGCGAUCUGUUCACCAUGGACGAAAACCGACAUUUCCACCGUGUGGCUCUCGCGUAUGUCAACCAAGUCAUGCAACAGGUCUCGGGAAUCAAUUUGAUCACCUAUUAUGCGGCUACGAUUUAUCAAAACGAGAUUGGCCUUUCGCCCUUCAUCUCCCGUGUUCUGGCGGCUUGUAACGGCCUGGAAUAUUUCCUGGCAUCCUGGAUUGCAGUCUUCAUCAUCGAAAGGGUCGGGCGUCGAAAGCUUAUGCUGUUUGGCGCCGUGGGUCAGUCGGCUUCUAUGAUCGUCCUUGCGGUUAUGACCAAGAUCGGAGGCCAGGGCCCAGGGAUUGUCGCCGCGAUGUUUUUGUUCAUCUUCAACACCUUCUUUGCUGUCGGUUGGCUCGGCAUGACCUGGCUUUAUCCGAGUGAGAUUGUGCCACUGAAAAUUCGUGCACCGUCUUCAGCCUUGUCUACGUCCGCCAAUUGGAUUUUCAACUUUAUGGUGGUUAUGAUUACUCCCGUUAGUUUCAGCUCAAUCAAAUGGAAAACCUAUUUGGUAUUUGCAGUUAUAAACGCGGCUAUGGUUCCUGUCGUAUUCUUCUUCUAUCCGGAAACUGCCUACCGCUCUCUUGAGGAGAUGGAUACGAUAUUCCACAAAACAAAGAACAUCUUCACAGUUGUAUGGACCGCUAAGAACGAGCCACACCGCUAUGGCAAACGCGGAGAAGUCUUGAUCGACUAUGAGGAGACGGGUGAACACCAGCGACGUUUGAGCAGCGUGGCGCGCCGAAGUAGCGUCGUCAGCACUCAGGGCCAAACCGAAUAUGUCUCAGAGAAAGGGGCUCACGUUGAAAAUGAAUAG